Molecule: messenger RNA, 1420 nt
Organism: Effrenium voratum
Lineage: Eukaryota; Dinophyceae; Suessiales; Symbiodiniaceae
Source: the annotation of a GenBank genome assembly
GCUCAAGUCCAGUUGACUUGUAGCCAGGGUGCCUUCGCUGGGCCAGAGGCCGCAUGGCUAGCUUUGUAGCAGCCUUGGCGCCGGCGCCGGUGCGGGCCACCAACUUGGUCCAGGCAAACUCCGCGCGCGCGACGCCGUUGCGGAGCUCCCCGCGGAGGCCGCCCUCAUCGCUGCCUGCAGUCGUUGCAGGCGGCAUGGCGGCGUGCAAGGCGCUUGCAGCGCGAGGUUCAGCGCGUGGACUUUCUGGGCGAGGUGCCGCAGCUGGCGGGUCAGCGCCUCCGGAGGCGUUCCCACCAGCCGUUAUCAUUGGUGGCGGCAGACUGGGAGAAGCUUUCGCCACCAUGGGACUUGGCCAGGAUAUCAUUGUCCGGCGCGGUGAUGCUUUUCCGGUGGAUGCUCCAAAGGGCCCCGUGUAUGUGUGCACUCGGAACGACGUGCUGAAGGACAUCAUCGCGUCGGUCCCAGAGGAUCGACACGAAGACUUGGUGUUCGUCCAGAACGGCGCUUUGAUGCCCUUCCUGGACAAGGAGCUGAGACCAGGGCUGCCUAUCACUAUCCUCUUGGUGUACUUUGCAGUCGCCAAGAAAGGAGAGGCGCCCUUGGACGGCAAGACCGACACUGAUCCGGAGGGCUUGACGGCGGUGAAUGCCGGUGGGAAGUGGGCCAGAGAGGUGAACUGGAGACUUACCUCCAGCGACCUGGCUUGCCGAAUCCUUCGGAAGCCUCACUUUACGCAGGCCUACUGGGAGAAGAACCUUUGGAUUGCUGCGUAUAUGUUGGUGGGCAGCUUGCAUAGCUGCACCGUGGGAGAGGUGGAGUCCAAACAUCGCGCGGAGGUUGAUGAGAUGAUCACUCAACUAGCGACAGCUGUCUCGGCCACUCAGCCUGAGGUCCGCUGGGAACAGCUGCUACUUUGCGACCGGCUUGCCGCGUAUGCCCGCAGCGUGGCACACUUCCCAACUGCAGUCAAGGAGUUCGAGUGGCGGAAUGGCGCAUUUUAUGACAUGACGCUGCAGGCCGAGGCUGCAGGACGACCGGACCCAUGCCCCAAGCAUACUGACGGCCUGCGCACAGUGGGCGCCCUACCAGCAGACUGAGCGAAAGCCAGUUGGAGCUAAGCCCGCUUUAUGCGACAGCAUCUCCAAAGCAAGGCCUACGCGAGCACCUGCCAAUGAGUGCAAGCUUCUGCAAGCUUUGAACUUGGGCCUGUCUAGCCACAUCAGGCCAGCAUCGGCAAUUGCAAUUGCCUUUGCGGAAUGUGUUUUUUAUUGGAUGAUUUUUUUCUCUUAGGCUUUUGUUGUGGUGAAUUGAGCUCUCAAUUAUCGUAUGGUUGAUGAGCCAGCGCAAUGAGUGCAAUGCUGCCUCGAGAGUCGGGGGCGUGUGCGACACGCAUUUUUCCAGGUGCAAGGUCUCGCUUGAC